This is a messenger RNA of Owenia fusiformis, 378 nucleotides long. NCBI's taxonomy places the organism in Eukaryota, Metazoa, Annelida, Polychaeta, Sabellida, Oweniidae. The record is from the annotation of a GenBank genome assembly.
UAUUGGUCAGUGCGAAAAUUACCAAGCACAUUCGCUGAUUAUUCUCGAAGACAUCGAAUACAACCUUCUCGUUGAUUACCAACAACAAAAACAACAACAAUCAUGCCUGAACCAUGCAAAUGCAGUACUACAAGCAGCAAAGAUGAUAGCACUCCCCGAACCGGACAAAUGGCUGGUGAUGGCUGCCCCUGUGAAAAAUGCAAAGACUGUGAAUGCAGAGAUACUUGCUUCGAUGCGGAUGGCGUAUGCACAUGUACUAAAGGAUGCUGCGAAUAAUGAGGGUAUCGACCUUUCUCUGUACAAAGCAAUCCACACUCCAUGUACAUACAUAUUGGCUACACUCUUUUGACUGAAUAAUUCGUUAUUCCUCGAUGUGGA